Poecile atricapillus (Black-capped chickadee) is the source of this 1215-nucleotide messenger RNA. Its product is annotated as serine/arginine repetitive matrix protein 1-like. The record is from RefSeq and is a predicted model, not a curated record. NCBI's taxonomy places the organism in Eukaryota, Metazoa, Chordata, Aves, Passeriformes, Paridae. The transcript has 4 exons. The coding region runs from base 1 to 1020 and encodes 339 amino acids.
AUGAGUGGUUAUGAAUUUCAGAGUCAUCUCGGCUCAUACGGGCUGAUUUAUGCAAAGGGCACCGCGGCUUUAAACCGCCCGGGGCUAGAAUUACCAGAAAGGAAAAGAGUGAGAAAUGAAAUCCCAACUGUACCUGGCGGUGUCUGGGAAUCCCUCGCCGGCACCGAUCGUAAUCCCCCUCCGCGCCUCUGGCCCCCCACACCAAAACUUUGCCGCCGCCGCUCCUCGGUGGUGGCCGCCGCCGCCCUCCGCCCGGCGCCGCUCCCGGCCGGCCCCGCGGGCCCGUUCCCCGCCGGCCGCCGCCGCUCCGAGCGACCCCCGCGCCUCCCGCGCCUUCCUCCGCCCUUACGAGGCGGCGGCAUCGUCCUACCCCCUGCUCCGCCACCUCCUCCUCCGGCGCGCAGCCCACGGCUCUGGCAUUCCCAACGCACUUUCUCUCCUCGGUUCGCUCUCUCUUUCCCCCGCCGUUCUUCCUUCUCCGGAUCACACGAGGAGCAGGCACGGCGACCCAGGACCCUCGUAAGUCGGAGAAGGCAUCGGACACAUGUUGCUGAGGACAAUUUAGCAAGCUCUAUCGGCUUGGACUCGCCCUCUCCCCCUUUUUCAGCGAUGGGAAGCAAGCGGGCGGCGCUGCCGGGGGAUGCACGGGCUGCGCAGAGCCCGAUCCCCGCCCUGCCUCACUCUGAGCCCGCCGGGCCGGCGCUGCGGGAGAGGAAGGUGCGGGUAUCGCCGUCCUUCGCGGCGGGACUGCCCCGGCACCGCUGCUCCGGGGGCGCUCCGCGUGGAUCGGAGCGGAUCGGAAGGGAGGCCGGGAAGAGAGCUGAAAAACUCCCCGAGCGGCGGUUCUGGGAGAUGCCCUCGCUAGCAAUAAUUACAGCCGUGCUCUCCACCAACAUGGCGAUAUUUCAUGUGCAGCCGCCGCCAAGCCCGCCUCCCCCACCCCCUUUUUUUGCUCUCCUUCCUCCCUUGCGAACUUUUAGAUACGCAGUACCAGUAUUCAACAAAUAUAACAUAGAAUAAAAGAAUCUCCAGCCCUCAGGGAAGAGACGGACCUCCUCCAGUAUUCUGUCUGGUUUUCAUCAUCAGUCAUAAAGACUUAAAAACCUCUGGAGAAACCGCCUUUUGCCCUAAAGCGGUAACAACACCCACUCCACCCCCCACCCUCCUAUUUCUCCUGUACACUCAGUGCAUAUGAGAGUGAGUGUGUGUGUUUGU